CUGAUUUUUUUUCAAGGAACAACUUUUUGCAAUAGAUUGAAGUUCUGAAUUUUUUUUUAAAAAAGCAUCCAACAUAGCCAAUGAAUUAAGGACAAGAAGGUUUCCAAUCAGCCCCUGCUAUGUGGAUAUUUGUUAGCAAUGACUGAUGUGGAAACUACAUAUGCAGAUUUUAUUGCUUCAGGAAGAACAGGUAGAAGAAAUGCAAUACAUGAUAUCCUGGUUUCCUCGGCAAGUGGCAACAGCAAUGAAUUAGCAUUGAAAUUAGCAGGUCUUGAUAUCAACAAGACAGAAGGUGAAGAAGAUGCACAGCGAAAUUCAAAAGAACAAAGUGGGGAAACCCAGGGAGAAGCAGCAAAAUCCGAAAGCUAACACUUCACUUUGCCCUGUAGCAGCACCUGACAAUGUCUGAAGUCUCCACACCUGGCUGGAAGGCAUUUGUUUCCAAGAGGGAAAAGAGGAGAAAGAGAAUGGCUGUACUGCAUCGCAGGAACCUGCUCAUGACCGUGUUAAAAAUGGGGGCAGAGGCGAUGGCUGCAGACAGAUUUUUCUCUACCUCUGUCAUUAGCAAUGGUUGAAAUCAUGUGGUUUGUGUUUGGAUGCCAUUUUUGCCUGGUUCCUUUCACUUGACCAUAUGAUGAGAAGCUUAUAGAGAGUAGCAUCGACCUAGAUGAUGAUUCUUCCUGUAGUGUCUGGCCCCUCAUAAUGUCAGAGGAUUUAAUUGUGUCUACUUGCAAAGGGUUGGUUGAACCGCAGAGUUUAACUCUCUGGCCUAAGUAUUCACCCAGUAAAAGAACAUCCAGAAAGCACUGUUUUCAGCAUUACGUAUCCGUGUGUUCUUGCUGUGUUCUUUACACUGUUUUUGUAUUGUACAAUAUAGACACUCAGCACUGCCCCCUUCGACUGCUUAUGAGAAACAAAAAAUAUGUACAUUACUGUGAAUUUUUAUACCACUCAUUUUUAAAAGGGCUGGAUUUUUUCCUUCUUCAUAGUGUGGUGGUGUACACAGGAUAGAAUGCACUUUUUAAAAACAAUUUGAUAAAAAUUUGAUCUUUCCCCUGAUCGCUGUAUCUUGAUGAAUUAAGUCCAGCGGGUUCACCAAUCCUCUUGCAUUAGUUUAAAUAUUCAUUAAUGUGAAUAUAAUCUGAAUUCACAUGUUUCACCUGGGGUCUCUGCACAGAUCAGAGAAUUCAGUCUGCAAACAACUUCUCCCCAACUGGACAACUUUCACAACUAAUGUUUUUAUUAGGCGCUAGGGAAGAUGCUAAAUGAAAUAAUUUAAUAAUUAUUUUAUUAUUAUUAAAAUAAUACCAAUGACUAGAAAUAUGCUCUUAUGGAAUCACAUUUUUCACAAAGUUGUAUAUCACUACAUAAAUUAGGAGAUAAUUAUCUCCACAAAACUGCAAGAUAUGGACAAAAUGUUCUUUCUGCAAUCGUGUGGACACCAAUCACAAAAGCUAAGCCCUUGUGUUAUGUUUUUCAUAUCUUUUUCAGUCCUAUCAGAUCCAAAUGUUAUUACAUACUUUUUAAUGUUUGUAAACUUUUACUAAUCGUUGUGAAUUGCAUUCUGAUACAACAAUCAUAAUUAGAAGCUAACAAAAUCCUUAUUAAUACUGUUGAUCACCUCUGCUGUGUUUUCACAUCAUGGUUCCUAUAUGGAAAGUUUCUGUGAGUUGUGUAAUCUCCCUGGUCAGUAUUAUGAAAUCAUUUAUCAGUGGUAAUAAAUAAACAUCCAGUAAUAUGCCAGUGGCUCAUUAAUUACUGGAAAAAUAGGAGGCAACAGGAAGACCUUUUACAAUAAAGAUUCUACUAAACUGUC
Molecule: messenger RNA, 1816 nt
Organism: Sorex fumeus (smoky shrew)
Lineage: Eukaryota; Metazoa; Chordata; Mammalia; Eulipotyphla; Soricidae
Gene: PKIA
Product: cAMP-dependent protein kinase inhibitor alpha
Exons: 3
Coding region: 139-369 (76 amino acids)
Biological process (GO): negative regulation of cAMP-dependent protein kinase activity
Cellular component (GO): cytoplasm; nucleus
Molecular function (GO): cAMP-dependent protein kinase inhibitor activity
Source: RefSeq, a predicted model, not a curated record